UGACGAGACCAGACAAAAUACGAUUCUCUUACCCUACCGCUUCACUCGUCGCUUUGAAAGGAUGGUGAGGGAAGGAAAAAAGGAAGGAGGGGAGAAGGGAGAAGGAGCUGAAGGACGGCCGGCCUUUGCUUUAGUUUGAAAGCGUUGUCACACUGAAGAACAUGAGAGUAUCAAUCUCUCUGAUUUGGACUUGCCUCCUACUCAGCAAUACUUUUGGAGCUCCACUGGACGACGAAAGCUGGCCUUUUUAUGACUUGGAACUUAUACGACCAUGGCACAAACGCGGCAGUUCCCCCCUGGCCAAUUCCAAGGGUGAUCUGGAAGUCGAAGAUUUCCUCCUUCUUCCACCCAUUCAAGGUCCAGAUGCCAUUGCAGCCCAAGGCCUGGAUCCAGACUCGGAGCAAAACGCCAUCCAAGCCUUUUUCAAGACCAAACGUGUCAAAUCUCUAGGAUUCAAAUGCUCCUCAGGGAAAGUGUGGAACCGGCAGCUUCGUGGAUGCGUGCCCUCUAAACCAAAUGGCCAAGAUGACAACCAUUUGGCCUUUAUUGCCUCACGAUUCGCAUUUUAACCAACUCGUUAUUGUUAGACGAAUAUUCCUCGUAGUUUCACAAGAUCGACGACCUUCGAAUCUUUGAUGGAUUCAUCCCUGAUAAUGGUUGACCUUCUGUAGUGUAUACUAAAGUAACCGACGAAUCGUUAUUUUCAUCAGUAUUCUGCCAAUAAAUUCUCAAAAGUUUUACGUUUUAAGACGUGACUCGA
Messenger RNA from Tigriopus californicus, 760 nucleotides. RefSeq lists its product as uncharacterized. The coding region runs from base 162 to 569 and encodes 135 amino acids. NCBI's taxonomy places the organism in Eukaryota, Metazoa, Arthropoda, Copepoda, Harpacticoida, Harpacticidae. The transcript is spliced from 2 exons. The record is from RefSeq and is a predicted model, not a curated record.